Dermatophagoides farinae (American house dust mite) is the source of this 1705-nucleotide messenger RNA. RefSeq names its product E3 ubiquitin-protein ligase MARCHF5. Gene Ontology annotation, molecular function: zinc ion binding. The record is from RefSeq and is a predicted model, not a curated record. NCBI's taxonomy places the organism in Eukaryota, Metazoa, Arthropoda, Arachnida, Sarcoptiformes, Pyroglyphidae.
GUCAAAAAAAAAAUGAAAAUUGUAGAACAAAAACAAAAAUUUAUUCGAAAAAACGAAAAUCAUAACCAUCGAUAUUUGCUAUCGAUGAUGAGCAGCAGCAGCAGCAGCACACACGACAUUCACAUGUUUACAAUAAAGCAGUCCAUUUCAACCAUUGGUCUAAUGAUGAUAAUUUUGUUUCUUUUUUCAAAUUCUUUUAAAUUGGUCUGCUAAGAUAUAGAUAGUUGAAAAUAAACGACAACAAAUCGUGAUAUAACGAGAGAGAGAGAGAGAGAGAGAGACAAAAAAACCUUGUCCAUCCUAUUGUGUGUGUGUAUGUAAAAAAAGGUUGAAGACCACUGUAUUUGGUUAAACAAGGAUUGGCAAGUAAAUUAAUUGGAAAAAAAAUUUUAGAGUUGGCAUUGUGCAAUUAUUACUUGCAAUUGCAUUGAUGCAUCAAUUUAUCAACAACAAAAAAAUAUACGCUUCACCUUCAAUUAAUGAAACUUGAAACAAACAAAUAUUGAAUGAAAAAAAACAACAUGAACAAAGUUGAAAUGAAAAUGGCCGAUAAUCAAACCGAAGUACAGAUCGAAGUGAUGAUCGAAGAUGAUCAUAUUUCAAUUCCAUCCGAAUAUUUCUUACCAACACCAUCAUCAUCAAUUGAUAGUGAUAUAAAUGAAAUAGUCGAGUCAUCCACAUUGAAUUCAUUGAUGAAAAAUAAUGUUAAUGAUGAUAAUAAUAAUGAUGAUGAUGAAAUAACAACAACGAAUAAUAAUAGUGGUGAUAAUGGUGAAACCAUUAAUGAAAGCCGUCAAUGUUGGGUCUGUCUUGCUUCCGAUGAUGAAGAUGAUGAAAAAGAUACCGAAUGGAUUCAUCCUUGCCGUUGUAAUGGCACAGCCAAAUGGGUUCACCAGAAUUGUCUUCAACAAUGGAUCGAUGAAAAACAGAAAUAUAAUUCAUCGUUAAAUGUUUCCUGUACACAAUGUAAUACAGAAUAUUUGAUUGUUUUUCCACAACAUGGAAAACUAUUCUAUACAAUCGAAUUAUGUGAUAGAAUUUUAUAUUCAGCAUCUCCACUGGCUGCAAUUACCUGUAUAGUUGGAUCAAUCUAUUGGAGUGCCGUUUGUUAUGGUGCUUUUACUAUUAUGCAAGUUUUAGGAAAAGAAAAUGGUAAAAUUGUAAUCGAACAGUCUGAUCCAUUGGUUUUGUUAGUAGGAUUACCAUCCAUUCCAUUAGCAUUGUUAUUAUCGAAACUGAUUCGUUGGGAAGAUCAAAUACUGAAAUUGUGGAUACAAAACAAAUGCCGUUUACCAUUAUUAGGCUAUAUAAUGGGAAAACCGGCAGAAAAAUCCCGGGAAUAUGCUGAACAGACAAUUUUUGCACGUGAUUCAAUGUCUGAUCCAAUAUCGAUUUGUCGUAAUUUUUGCGGUGCAUUAAUUCUACCAACAGCAGCCACAUUUAUUGGUGGCAUUUUUUUCGAUAACAUUAAAUCGAAUUUUAGUCGAGCAAUUCUGGGAGGAUUGACAUUUGUUUUGGCCAAAGGUUUCAUUAAAAUUUUACUAAGACAAAAUCAAUAUAUAAGGCAAACGCAUAGAAAAAUCCUGAAUUUUGAUAAUAAAUCUGAAACAGAAUAAUCUUUUAUUUUUGAAUAAUCAGUGAAAAAAAACCUAUAUUUUGUUUUGUAUUUAAAAAAAUGAAGAUAAAAGUUUUGUUGUAACAUGUA